AUGGGUACAUCAGUCGAAGAAACCGUCAAGCAGGAUCCAGCCUGCCAUUCUAAAGCAUGUGCAAUCCAGGACUGCAUCCAGAAGAAUGGCUAUAAUGAAGCCAAGUGCCAGGACCAGAUCGAUGCCCUCUACGCCUGCUGUGAACUGUUCUACAAACGACAGGGCAGAGAUGCACGUACUGUUUCCUGUCCGAAGCCGAAUCUACUCGACCUCAGGAUCAAGCAGAGGAAGGAGGAAAAGGAAAAGGGAAACAAUGGUCCAUUGUAUCACGAACCAAAGAGACGAUGA
Orbilia oligospora ATCC 24927 is the source of this 288-nucleotide messenger RNA. RefSeq lists its product as uncharacterized. The coding region runs from base 1 to 288 and encodes 95 amino acids. Gene Ontology annotation, cellular component: mitochondrial intermembrane space. Lineage: Eukaryota; Fungi; Ascomycota; Orbiliomycetes; Orbiliales; Orbiliaceae. The record is from RefSeq and is a predicted model, not a curated record. The transcript has 3 exons.